AUGCCGGGGCGAUUGGACUACUCACGCUUCGACCACAUCGGAGACACCGACUCCGAGGAGGAAAAGCCGCCGCAGGCUCCGACUGCCACGCCGACUGAAGCGAACGACUUGCUGUCAGAACUUCCCACCGACCUCCCCAGGGACCUAGCCUUAGUGCUGGCAGCCCGGCAAGGGCAGCACAACUUGGUGGAGGCCCUUCUGCAGAGUGGCGUGGAGGCCAACGCCGUGGACCCUCACGGAAUCAGCGCCCUGCAGCGGGCCGUGGAGUCAGGCGGCAUCCAGGCACGCGCCACCAUCGAGGCCCUGCUGGCGGCCAGGGCAGAUCCCUGCAAGGGCAAUACUGCAGACGACUGCGCUUUGGCGGCGGCAUCUGCCAGUGGUCCAGCAGAGCUGCUGAGUGCCUUGCUGGGUGCGGCCGUGCACGUCCCGAGCUCAUCGGCACUCUUGGGGGCAUUGGCAACCGCAGCCGCCAAGGGAAACCGAGCCACUGCGCAGGUCCUGCUGGACGCUGGUGCCCCUGCUGGUGAGGCUUCACUCCACAGCUGGGUGGACAAUGCUGACAGUGGCAUGGUCCGGCAGCUGGCUGAGAAGCGUGCAGAUGUGAAUCUGGCACAGGGCGAUGAUGGCGAGACGCCACUCACUCGCGCAGCUCGUCUGCGUCACGAGGAGUCGGCUGUGCAACUUGUUCAGUUGCUUUGCGACCUCCGUGCGGAUGUCAAUCAACCAGCGCGCUUCUCGGCACCAGUUGCUCUGGGAUGUGUUCUUGGAUGCCACGUCGCAGGAGGCAAGGCCCUGACGCCACUGGCGGCCGCCAGCCGCGCGGGAGCGGCAAAGGUGAUCCAAGCGCUGCUGGAAUGCAGAGCUUCAGUGCAGCUGCCGGACGGCUCCUCGUCCAUGUCGCCCCUCGUCGGGGCAGCCACUGUGGGGAGCCUGCCAGCUGCCAGUGCCCUCCUGCUUGCCAGGGCCUCCGCCGAAGCGGCGGAUGCUGCCGGGCGGCGUCCCCUGGCCUGCGCCGUGGCCAGUGGCAGCCUGGAGCUGCUCCUCGUCGUGGGAGGUGCCGCUUGCUUCUUGGCGCACGGGCCGAUGCGAACGAGCGAAGUCGCGCAGGCGAAGCUUUCGAAGGAUGUUAGUGUCCGAUUGUCUCAGAAGGACCAGGAGUUGCUUGCUUCCAGGGCAGAUCCGGACCAGGCCAGCGAGCGUGGGCAGACACCGCUGAUGCUGGCUGCCGGUGUGAGCCGGCACGACCUGUGCGAGCAGUUGUUGACUGCAUCCGCCCAGCCCAACAGCACGGAUCCAGAUGGAAAGUCUGCUUUGCUGCUGGCUGCUGGAGGAGGUUGUCUUCCGGUGUGUGAGGCCCUGCUCAGGGCUCGCGCCGAUCUUUUGCAGCGCACGACGGCCGGGGCCUGCGCCUUGGAUGCCGCAGCUGCAAACGGUCAUGAGGCUGUCUGCCGGGCGCUGUUGGAUGCAGGCGCGGACGUAAACUUGGCUGGCCCUGCACAAAGGAGCCCGGCAGACGCCGCAGAGUUGGCGGGGCACGCCGCCCUGGCGAAGAUGCUGCGCAGCUAG
Symbiodinium natans is the source of this 1566-nucleotide messenger RNA. The record is from the annotation of a GenBank genome assembly. Lineage: Eukaryota; Dinophyceae; Suessiales; Symbiodiniaceae.